CGCGUCAACUUAAAGCUACUAUCCCUCCUAUAAACCCUUCUCUCCGCCUCUCUUCUCCUCCUCAAUCUUCCUCUCUCCGCACUGAAUCCAACCUGCUCCGCCGCUCAAAGCUCGCCUGCAACCUCUCCGCCGCCUCAUGGCUCUCCCUAAUCAGCAGACUGUGGAUUACCCUAGCUUCAAGCUCGUUAUAGUCGGUGAUGGAGGAACUGGAAAAACUACUUUUGUGAAGAGGCAUCUCACUGGUGAAUUCGAGAAGAAAUAUGAGCCUACAAUUGGUGUUGAGGUUCAUCCGUUGGACUUCCAUACAAACUGUGGAAAGAUCCGUUUUUACUGCUGGGAUACAGCUGGACAAGAGAAGUUUGGAGGACUCCGUGAUGGUUAUUACAUUCAUGGGCAAUGUGCAGUUAUUAUGUUUGAUGUUACUGCUCGGUUGACUUAUAAGAAUGUUCCCACAUGGCACCGUGAUCUCUGCAGAGUUUGUGAGAAUAUUCCUAUUGUUCUAUGUGGAAACAAAGUUGAUGUUAAGAACAGGCAGGUGAAGGCAAAGCAAGUUACAUUCCACAGGAAGAAAAAUUUGCAGUACUAUGAGAUCUCUGCUAAGAGCAACUAUAAUUUUGAAAAGCCUUUCUUGUACCUUGCCAGAAAGCUUGCUGGGGAUGUCAACCUUCAUUUUGUGGAAUCCCCUGCUCUGGCUCCUCCAGAAGUUCAAAUUGACAUUGCUGCACAGCAAAAGCAUGAGCUCGAGCUACAAGAAGCCGCCAAUCAGCCACUUCCAGACGACGAUGAUGAUGCCUUUGAUUAGAGCUAUAUCCAAGUGUCUUCUUUGUCUUCUGCACAUCUCGUGAUGUUAUUUGGUAGCAAUGCCCUUUUAGGUUCAGUGCAUUUCAUAGUAGGGUUUACUUCGUCGUGACUUUUAUUUUGGCUUUUGGUGCUAUUUCUAGCAAACAUGUUGAAUGUUUUAAGCUUGAAGACAUUAGUUGGCUCAAUGAUCCCAUACCCAUCUACAUAUUAAAGCCCAUUUUGAGCUGCAGUAUUUUAAUAUCUAUCUUUUGUGUGAGAAUUAUCUUAUAAUUUUUUAAAAAGAAAUGUUAUAUAUA
Ipomoea nil (Japanese morning glory) is the source of this 1097-nucleotide messenger RNA. Its product is annotated as GTP-binding nuclear protein Ran/TC4. The transcript has 8 exons. The record is from RefSeq and is a predicted model, not a curated record. Gene Ontology annotation, biological process: protein import into nucleus; ribosomal subunit export from nucleus. Lineage: Eukaryota; Viridiplantae; Streptophyta; Magnoliopsida; Solanales; Convolvulaceae. Gene Ontology annotation, cellular component: nucleus; cytoplasm. The coding region runs from base 137 to 802 and encodes 221 amino acids. Gene Ontology annotation, molecular function: GTP binding; GTPase activity.